Molecule: messenger RNA, 5058 nt
Organism: Giardia duodenalis
Lineage: Eukaryota; Fornicata; Diplomonadida; Hexamitidae
Product: High cysteine membrane protein EGF-like
Exons: 1
Coding region: 1-5058 (1685 amino acids)
Source: RefSeq, a predicted model, not a curated record
AUGCUGAUUCUCCUGUGUGCUGCUGCAUGUCUCGCCGAGGCGUGCGGGACAGGACCUGCAUGUGUUAACGGAGACUGCGCCUACGGGGACGGAGCACACUUCUGCCAGUGCAGGCGGGGCUGGGCGGGGGCUGCGUGCGACGCCCCCCGUGCAGGGUUCCGCAGGGUAACUACUAAUACUGGCAAGGCAUCCACAGACAGGGCCGUCAACUACGCUUGCCUCGUGAACGGGACGGAGUGCACAGAGUCGAACAAGUGCACCUACUACGCGGGGGCGUACUCGUGCGACCCCUGUCCUGCUGGCUUCGUGUCUUACGAGGACGAGUGCCUGCCGAGGGGCUGCUUCAACACAGGUGACCUCUCAGGACAGGAGGCAACGAAGGCCCCCUGCAACGGCCGCGGCCGCUGCCUCCUGAAGGACCCCGGGCUGGCCGGGCUGAGUGCUGACGACUACGCGUGCGACUGCUACCCGAUCUACCGCGGGGGCCUCUGCCAGUCGUGCGACGACGCCAACGCGAUCGCUGUGGAAAGCUCUUCGUCUGACGCCCUCCCUACGUGCAAUGCGCGGGCCUGCCAGGACUCGGAUGGCAUCGUGUGCUCAGGCCAGGGAACGUGCACCCUCGACGUGGGCCUCGAUCGCGAAUCGUACCGCUACCGCUGCAAGUGCAAUGAUGGCUACACACGCGUUGGGCACAGGUGCGUCAAGACGGAGUGCGUGGCCACGAUCGACGGGUCCCCGGUCGUCUGCGGGGGCUUUGGAAAAUGUAUAGAAGAGGGCGACGGUGCCCCCAAGUGUGCCUGCGACCCAGAUGCAGUCCAGGUCGAUAAGUUCUGUACCUCUCCUACAUGCACGACCGAAACCCCUGCGAAAAUAUGUGGCGGAGUGGGCGCCUGUGUGCGUGACGGCGCUGGUUAUAGCUGCGAUUGCCGAGGGCUUGCCACAGGAAACUUAUGUGAAAACUGUGUUCCAGAGAAGUCUGAGAGUAUAGACGGCACCUGUGUUCCAGUGGGGUGUCUUACUUCCAACAAACAGAGCUCAUGUACGAAUAAAGGAGUCUGCGUCAAGUCCGACGGCGAGUACCACUGCCGCUGCCCGGACAUGCUCAUUGCCGUUGACGGAGAGUGCACGUCCCCCGCGUGCAUGGACGAGGAACUUGGGAAGGUCUGCUCGGGGCACGGCACGUGCAAGACGGACGACCCACGAGACAUAAAGUGUACUUGCGAAGCUGAUUAUACCUACGUCGCCCCGGGGCGUUGCAUCUUGAGCACUUUGGUAGAUAGCCCUGCCACGGUUUGCAGCGAUCAUGGACGCAUUGUCGUUAGUGCUGAGGCUCCUGAUACGAUGACGUGCCAGUGUUCGCCUAUCUACACAGGAGCUAAGUGCGCAGAAUGUGAUCAACAGAACGCGCAAGUGAUUGGCGAGAAAUGUAUUGCAAAGAAGUGCAUUGUGCAGCAACAGCCACCGGAUCCACAGCCCAGUCUGCGCACGGCUACUGCUCAGGAUAUCUGCGGGAACACAGGCACGUACACCACUUAUGGUGAUCCGAGCAAUCCGUUCAUCACAUGCGUCCCUAAAGAUGCUGAUAGUGGAAAUGUCUCCGCCUACAACGGCACCUUCUCUGCUAAACCUGGAUGUGUAUUUAUCAGUAAGAUAGACAAGACAAGAAGAUUCUUUUGUGGAUUCCUUGAGAAUAUAACAGAAAACCUGUCAACUGGUAACUUGCCUACGUGCGCUAAACCUUCCGAAAAACCCGAUCUGCCUGAAACAUGUACUCACUGUCCAACUGACUUUCACCUUGUACACUUUGGGGAAAACAAUAGCACAUGUAUGCACAAGAGUUGUCACGAUGGCAAAUCCAGUCAUAUGUGGUACAAUUACUGCGGCGGCGUGGGAGACUGUAUUCAGAAGAAGGAUAAAAGCGGAUACGAGUGUGAUUGUGGGACUGCUGCUAAAUGGGAUCCAAAUUUGAAGGCGUGUGUUACUGAUGCAUGCAAGCUCAACAAGAGUCUUGCUGGCCCCUAUGCACCAGACUACUGUAUUCCUCAGUCUACCUUUACACUCGAAUGCACUGUCGGACGGGACGCAACGUGGCAGUGUAAUUGCACUGGGGACUAUGUUACGUACAACAAGACGUGCAUUUCAAAGAGUAAGAACGCUGAUCCAAAGACUCAGCGAGCAAGGGGACUCUGUGGCGGCCCCGGGGCGGGAUAUAUAGACAGUACUGGAACCUGCGUCUGCAGCAAUGGCUUCCUCAAGAUCGGUGACAUGUGCUACAGCUACGACUGCCUGCCAGUUGGCAUAUCAGAUAACAUAAGGAAUCCGGAUAUCAACGUGCUUGUCUGCUCCGGAAAGGGGGUCUGCGCAUACAACCAGCUGACUGGCCGGUACGGCUGCGAGUGCAGCGACGGACUGGAGGCCUUCGGGGGCUACUGCACUCAUCCAGGAUGCGCCGGAAAGGUAAUGCAUAACGGAGAAAUUAAGUAUGUUGAGUGCAAAAUCUACGAUGGGACAACUGGAGAUUGUACAAACGAUAAGGGCACAUAUUCCUGCAAGUGUACUACUCCGUAUAGAUCUGUCAAUGGGAUCUGUGUUCAUCAGCGUUGCGUAUCGUAUGAUAACGUCUAUUGCGGAGGAGAUGUCCUGGCUGCAUGCGUGCAGGGGAGUAAUUACUAUUACGGGUGUGUCUGCUCCGAAGGCUAUGAGAGGGGCCAGCUCAAUUCGGAAUGCAUUCCAAGUAAGUGUGUUUACAGAAGGCUGCUGAGUGAUCCCACUAUUGCAUGCAAUGGGUUAGGAACAUGUGGCGGAGAAGGAUCUUUGUUGAAGAAUAGGCGGUGUGAGUGCAAGUCUGGUGCUAAGCUAGUCACACUUAGAGAUGUGAAUGGGGAGUUGAGAGAAACAUGUAUAUUAAGUGAGUGCAUUUCUAGUGAGGACGGAGUGGAACCGCCGAUUAUCUGUGGAGGACUAGGCAGUUGUGGGCCCACAGGAUGCGUAUGCGAUCUGGGGACAAAGUUAUUUAAAAGGGCUUGCUUUGGCAUCAACUGCUUUAUUAACACCGUAGAUGAUAGCGGACAACUUGUUGAGUCUGUGUGCGGUGGCGAGACCGUUGGGGUGUGCACAAAGAUAGCGUCGCACGGCGAUCGUCGAGACUACGCUUGUAAGUGCAAGGACCCGAAGCCUGACGAGUAUGAAGAACUUGAUGGGUUCUGUCUACCAAAAGCUUGCAUAUUUGAAAUCACAACCUUGACUAAUCAGCAGGUGAGGACGAUGUGCGGUGGAAAGCAGUUUGGAACAUGCGUUCUUAAUGCUACUCAAUCAUCCAAGUCAUACUGUAAGUGCAUAAAUCGAUAUGACAUUAUUCAAAUAACAAAUGGAAAGUGUAUGAAGAAAACCUGUCUUAGCGACUCUCUUUCUGGAGGUCCGGAGGGAUACGUUGAAUGUUCUGGACAUGGGAAGUGUAUAGGGGAUCAUAUUGUGGGGUACUCGUGCAAUUGUGACGAAAAUUAUCAAACGGUUGCAGACGAUCGCCGUUAUUUGUGCGUACCAGCUGUCUGUGUUGUAUCAGAGACAAAUUCCAGUACUAUAUGCAACGGAAGAGGGACCUGUCAGUUCAAGACAGACCCAGGAAAGUGCGAGUGUAGGCCUGGGUAUGAUGGUACCAAAUGUGAGACGUGUGCAAAUGGCUACAAGGAACACACAGAUGCACAGUGCUACCUCAAUGGCUGUCCGGCAGACAAUUGUGGCACGGAGGAAAAUACUAGCGUAGGGGCUUGCCAAUUUAGCGGAAACAGUUUUGCUUGCGUCUGCGUCAACUCGAGCUUCGUCGUUGACAGUGCUAGCAAGAAGUGCCGAAAAUCCAGAUGCGUUUGGUCGGAUCCAUACGAUCAGACAGAAAAAACGUGCUAUGGCAUGGGUACGUGCAAUGAUAACGGCGAGGACACUGGGGCGUGUGUUUGCAACCCCGGGACAACCCUAGUCGGGACAAACAUCUGUGUUUAUAGCCAGUGCAUCUCGGAUGGAAGCGACCCCAAAGCAAUAUGCAAGGGGCGCGGGACAUGCGUAGAGGGCCCUGUCGCCGGGACAGGACUGUGCAGAUGCAACAGCAGCAGAUACCGCACAGACAAGAAGACCGGCCAGUGCUUUGUCAAGGAGUGCUUCGGGGCACACGAGAGCAUCCUGGCCGAGGUCUGCGAUGGCGGUGGAACAUGCAGUGAAGACACUAAAAAGUGCAACUGUAGCGUAGACGGCUUCCAGAGCCUCGACGGCCAGAACGGCUGCGUGCACAGCAGCUGCGUCUCGUCGAACAACAAGCUUUGUAGCGGCUUUGGGGCCUGCGAGAAGACCGGCGACACCUACGGCUGCCUGUGCGCAAGUUACUAUACUCUGGUCGAUAAGGACUGCAUCCCCACAAGGUGUCUCAAGGACGGGAAAGUCUGCAACGGCGGCGGCACGUGCUCCGGCGAGGGAUCCUCUGCGACCUGUAGCUGCAACCAGGGCUGGGCUUCGCUGAAUAACCUCUGCUACCCGGCAGCCUGCGUUUCCAGUGGGACGCUCUGCGGGGGGAAUGGCAACUGUCCACUUUCCACAGAUAGUACAUGCGAGUGCAAGUAUGGGUAUGAAAGUGUUCUUGACCAGCUCUGCAUCAGCAGCCAGUGCGUCCAGCGCGGCACCGACGGCACCGUGACGAUCUGCGGGGGCAACGGCAAGUGCGUGUCUGAGAACGGCGUGACUCCCAGCUGCGUGUGCAACGAGGGCUUCUCUCUCACAAGCGACUUCGUCUGCGGAGUCCCUGCUCCAUCCAACAAGUCAUCAAGUACCAUAACGAUUGCAGUCGUGGUCGUCGUCCUCCUCGUCCUCGUUGCAGUGGCCGGCUUCCUCGUCUGGUGGUUCGUGAUACGGCCCAGGAAGAGCGGUGAGUUGAGGGAGCGCGCCCCGCGGAAAGGCCCUAGCUUUAGUGGCUCGCAAAAGCUCAAGAAGCAAGCAAGCUCCAAGGCGUCGCUCCACGCCACUGCGCCCCUACUGAGCCGGUCAUCUCAUGCCGGUUCUAGUGUCCAACUCUAG